UAAGCUUUGGCGCGGGUUUGAAUGCUGGGAAUAUUUACUGUUGGUUCGGGAGGUGUCAGUGAGCAGCAGAAAUGGCAGAUUCGCCGCAAGACAAUAUGACCACCCGGUCGCUGCUGAAGCAGAUUAUUGCGACAGAGCCGACUCGCUCCGCUGUGCGAUACCAACUGAGAAAGAGAAGCUCGCAGCAGCAGCAGCAGCAGGGAGCUCCUUCCCCCCGCACUCCCCGGAGGCGCAAUGCUAAUGUCUCCUCCCCGUUACACUCUGUGCUCAGUAACAUGAAGGAGAGAGUGAGGCGUUCCAUCCGCACACAGUCCAACGGGAAUCCCACAAGGGAAAGCCUUCCUCACACUGACGCGACUGGGCCUCGCCUGACUCGGAAAGGAGCCCAGGGCCUUCAGGGCUAUGUGGAGGAUUUAGAUGGGAUCACCCCAAGGAGCCUGUUAAGGAAAAUCAUUCAGAAUGAACCCGAGGUCUCUCUCAUUGUCUCUCAGAAAUAUGGCCCAGCCGCCACCUCCACAGAACCAGAAAUGACUUUGGGCCAUUCCUUGAGCGGCGUUGGUGCCCUAGGGGUGAGCCUGCAAGAACUGCCAGAGGAUGAGGGGAAACAUGCAUUUGGGAAGGCGAAGAAGAAGAAGAAACGGAUGAGCGUUACGCAAUUCGAGGAAGGUGUGAACCAAAGACUGACCCAGCCCGAGGAGCACUCUGCGAGCGACGUGAUCCAACAAAGUGCCAUUCAGUCCAUGAGUCUGCACGACUUACAGGAGCAUGACAGGGCCCACGCGUUUGGGAAUGCUAAAAAGAAGAAACGCAUGAGCAUUACACAGUUUGUACAGGGCGUUGAGCAAAGGCUGACGCAGACUGAAACAAGCGCUAUGAGCCGUAUUACCCAGCCAACUGAAGUUCAGCCAGUACUGGCAGACCAAUCUGGGAUUACAACAUUUCUUCAAAGUAGUAGCCUAGAUACGUCGGCUGAACCAGAAAUAGUGCAAAAACAUGGCUUAGUGCGCAGACCAAAAAAGUUUAACUUUGUUUCUUUAGAAGACUUUGAGCAAGGAGUGCAUGAGAACUACAAUCUCUUGAAAGGCUCCCAGGAAUGCUUCGUAGAAUCGGCUACGGAAGACACUGGCAUUCAGAAUGAAACUGCUCAUAUGAACACAGAGCUUUAUGCCCAACCAGGAGUCAGUGAAAGAAACUUACUAAGAACUGAUGCAUCACCAAAGGAAACUGAGGAAGCAAACCUUUCAAAUCAACAGCAAACCGAGGAAGUAUAUGAUAAACCAAUGGAAACUGAAAUUGAGGAGUCGUACCUUGAGCCUUUAACACAAAAGCAGACUCUCCUUAAAUCCCAGCUGGAAGGUGAAUUUGAAGACUAUCCACUAAAUGCUGUUGAUAGUGAAGAAGAAAUAAAUGAAAGCAUGCAAGAUAAGGGUAAGUCAGAUGAUGAAGAGGCACAGCCUAUUUUAGGAGAUCGUCAGCUGCACGAUUCAGAAAAUAAUAUCAGCCAAACAAAUGAAGAAAACGAUAAUCGAGAAUCUCACUCUCCUGACACCCCUGAAGAAAGUGUAAUAUUAAAUUCCACAGAAGUGACACUUGAUCCCCAUGUGGAAUACAAAAGCCUUGCAACACCUGUCAGUAAGUGGGCAGAAGUACAGCAUAAGCCACCAGAAGCUAGCAGAAAAGAAAGCUUGUCCCCAGCAAAUAAGUCAUGGCACAGUCCACAUCAAAAGGCCACUAACCAGGUUUCAAGUCUUCUCCCUUCGGUGUUGUCUUCUAUAACAGAAAAGGAGCUUGAUCAGCCUGAAGACAGCCAACUAAGCGAACAGUCAGAACAACUAAUGGCAAAAAGCACCGAUACUGCACUACAGGAAGGGACAGUUACAGAUGAAGAGGAGUCAAGGAGUGAUGAUCUGUCGAUUGCGCUCAACCAGAAAGUUGCCUUAGUAAAGCAAAUGCUUCAUCCACUGACUGACACACCAGCAUAUGUCAAAAAUGGGAAAUCUAAGAUCACCAAAAAACACCCAGCUGGCAACCUAGCUCCGAGAAAGAAAACCAACGAAACUAGGAAAAAGGAGCCUGGGCUUUCAAGCAGCUUUAUAAAGCAGUUAGUUAACCACAGCACUCAGAUGAAAGUAUCAAAAGAUUCAUACAAAGAGGUAGAAACAUGUUUGAAAGUAUAUUUUGAGCAGCUGUGUGGCGACUUAACUGCAUAUGCCAUGCAUGCUAAUAGAAAGACUAUCACUUGCUCUGACAUUGAGCUUCUGAUGAGAAGGCAGGGCUAUGUGACUGACGCAAUGCCUCUUAAUGUCUUAAUUGAGCGACAUUUACCUAUGGAAUACAGGAGAUACUUAAUUCCUUGUGCUUCCAGUGGAAACCAGGUUUAUCCUAAGACUAAGUCAUAACACAGUAAAUGCAUUUAUAUUCUCUUUGUUAUGUGGUCGUUGUUGGUGUGAACUUCGCAUUCUUAGCACUUUGCUUCAUUCACUGAAACUGACAGCUAUUGAGGACUGUGGAAUACAUGCGGUAUUUGGUAAUGGUCUUUAAAGGGGUGAGGCCCAAGCACAGUUACUCAGUAUAUUCAUUAAUUUACCUACAAAUGUUAGCAAAAUAUCUGGCACACACCAGCUCACUGGAAACGCUGUUCACGUUAAAAGUAGUAAAAAAAAAAAGCUGCACAGUGUUGCUGUGGUUACCUCGCUAAAGUUGCUCUAUCUUUAUGCUUUAAGUUUGAUACCAAUCAUUCAGUAUUUAUCUUCAGAUGUCUGUCAGGGUUUGUUUCAAUAAAUAAGCUGGCUGUGCUUUUAUAUAAUAGGCUGUCGCUGUCAGUUGUACCUGUACAUAGGGAAGGCUUUUAUCUUAAGCCUCUGCUAUUUAUGGUAUCUCUCUCGUUCAUCUUUCAGUCUGUUUUUGAACCCCUUCUUGAUGGGUAGGUCUGUAAGCCACAACCCCCCCUCAAAGAAAAAAAAUAGGCUAACUGCACAUUAAAUGCACAAUACCUGUAUCAGUUAACUACUUAAUGCACAAUGCCUGUAUCAGUUAACUACUUAAUGCACAAUGCCUGUAUCAAGCUAAUUGGUGGAAUUCCCCCUGCUUCCAUUUUUAUCCGUGCCCAUUGUCUGUGACAUCUAUGUUAGUAAUAUGUUCAGCAAGAUUUGCACAUGCAAAGAUGUUGUUUUAUGUUCUCAGCUACUUACUAUGCACUUUGUCUCAAUAAAGAAAUAUUUUAGUGCAUCAA
This is a messenger RNA of Xenopus tropicalis (tropical clawed frog), 3232 nucleotides long. RefSeq names its product centromere protein T (gene cenpt). Lineage: Eukaryota; Metazoa; Chordata; Amphibia; Anura; Pipidae. Gene Ontology annotation, biological process: kinetochore assembly. Gene Ontology annotation, cellular component: nucleus; kinetochore; chromosome. The record is from RefSeq and is marked provisional. Gene Ontology annotation, molecular function: protein heterodimerization activity; DNA binding.